GUAGGCCGAGUACUUUACGGCAAAUUGACGACAAUUUAAACAAUAAUGUCGGCCCACAGCGGCGGAACGGAUUGGAAUUCCGUGGUUAAAGCUCUGCUACUAAACCGUACAGGAGCCCUCAACAAGAACGAAGUAGUUAACCUGCUAAAAGCGAUCACGCGAUGCGAACAUGAUUUUUUCGAGGAGGAAAGCAAUUUCACCCAGUUUUACACGGCCUUUGCGGCCCUGGCGGCUGACAAACUUAUGCAAAUCAAGACGAUUUGCCAGACGCAGAUAUGUCAGCUGCACGAUGCCACCGCCGUGCUCAUCCGGUUCAUCCUCUACAGGCUGCCCAGGGUAUCCGUGUACGAGACCAAGUGGCUCCUGGGCGCACUCAAGAUGCUCUGCGAGGGCCGGGAGAAUCCCCCAUCUACAUCGACGGCCACCUUCGACUACAACGCUGUGGCCAAUGUCCUGAAGAGCUGCAAGCAUCCGGAGUCCACCACAAAGAGCAUAAUGCCCAGCAGCAGUUCCUCGACCAGCGGAUCGAGCAACGACAAGGAGUCGCCCAAGUCGGAGAUCAAGCGAUCCAGAUCGGACCUGUCCUCUGUUAUCCUGCAGCAACUGAUUGCUCCUCUGGAGCCCGGCAAAAUGACAUGGGUUCCCCUCAGCGAAGAGGUUACCGACUGCACUGAGCAACUCCUUGCGGCCAAUGUGGAGUACUUCCAGGAUCAAAAUGGAGUCGACACCUUGCUGGACGUGUGCGUUGGCCUACCAAUACUGAAUCGCUACCGAUCAAAAUAUUUGGAGACCAUCAACGGCGGCAAGCCGCUCUAUUUGCCUCUGACGCAAGUGGAGGGCACCACUGUGAAAUCGAGCAUGAAUCACAUGCUCACUGAUCUCACUAUUUUGAGUCAGGCUCAUGCCUUGAUUGUGUUGCAGCCGCUGACUCCCAGUCGAAUUGAACGGCUAUCGAUGUGCGGCAUUGCUGCCUUAUACAAUGCAGUAUUGACUUCGAUAGCCACCAGUGUUCUCGGAAUGAGCCAGGCCGGCAGCUCCCAAAAGCAGCAGACUGCAUCCACUAGUCAAGGGAGCGGUGGAGGCGGUUCCAGCUCUGGGCAAACCAACAAAGACCACGACGACUUUGAGGAGCAGGCCUGUAACAUAGUGAACAAGGCUCUAGAGAUAUACUCAAAUAUUGGCGAUAUGUUUAAGGCGUCGGCCCGGAUUCAUGUGUAUCAGAACCAUCUCUGCUAUGGCAGCUGGCUGCUUAUUAGCGGUAUCCAAGGAGCAAUGGGCGCCUCCGGAAGUGGUGGAACAAGCUUGGAGACAGCGUCCAAAUCGGCAACCAAAGCUGCCAAGACAGGAAGUGAGGCUGGAACCGCUCCUACCACACCUAUAGCCAGAGUGAAUCUAUUCAAAGUCCAGCAAGGAUUUGGGGAGCUCAAUGCAGCAAUUGCCAAUCACAGCAUUAAACUGUUAUCUGAGUUAAUUGAAGAUCUAAAGAUUGAGUCCGCCUGUGGACAGAGGCCUGAAUCCCCAGAGGUGCCGGAGCCAGCACAGUUCGACAUCUUGCAAAACUAUAGUUCGUUGGAGAGGAUUGUCAGAGUGCUUAACACGGCCACGCUCCAUCAGCUAUUCACAUUUCUGGCCACGGUGGCUUACCGCAAGGCCUGCACCUUGAGACGCGCCUCCGCAAAGGAUCGCACGGAAUGCGAACCCAUAAGCUACUCAGAUUCUACCACCUAUUUUAACGACUCUCUCUCCUGCUCUGACAAUUCGGAGGAGGACGACAGCGAGAGCUAUCUGGGCCACUGGUUUAAGGAAACCCUUUCCCCAGAAACACACGACGAUAAUGCAAAUACAUCCACACAAGAACGUGGAGAACAGAAAAGCGCCCUUGUCCCCAAACUGGAUGAGCCACAUGAAUAUUUAGAUUUGGCGGCCGACAUAUUCUGUUUCCUGGACCAAUUUCUAGCCAACCGGCACGCAUACAUGCAGCGCUAUGUAAAGGCGGGAGUCAGUGAUCAGCAAAUGCUGUUAAUGGCUAACAUAAUCAAGGAUUUCGACCGGGAUGUCAUGCGAAAUGAGUGCGAACAGGGGUCGGGAAAUGCUCCAGCUGCUAAUGCGGGAGCAGGAUCAUCUGUAGUGACUUCUACCAAGUGGCAAACCUCUAUGAUUCGCUUUUCGGGAGCUGCUGGACGCUAUAUACACAAUUUGAUAUCCACUUCGCUGCUUUCCGAGCAACUACAGUCCAAUCUGUUGCAGCACUUAUCCAUAUCACCGUGGUCCACCGAUACGAGCACCUGGCCCCUGCAGGUUUACCCAAGUACCUUGUCAGUACUCGUGCAAAUCCUAUUGCUGAAGCCCACACAAGAGAAGGAGGCCGCGUGUCUAUCUGUGUGGCAUCGGCUGAUUAAUACUUUGGUUGAGGGCGUCUGCUCCUGGACUGCCGCUAGUGAUUCUGACUACGAAGACUUAAAUAUAGAGCAUGCCCAACUGCUUCUUUUCCUAUUCCACUCGCUCAACCUGAUGCAAAAGAAGUCCAUUCUGCUCUUGACAGCUGGAGGAGUUAUCCGCUGUGCCGAAGUUUGCCGUGGAAUCAGCGGGGAUCGACCCGUAAGAAACAGCCAAAUGAUGCUGUUAUCCCGCUUGCUUCUAUUUUUGGAGUAUCUUAUGAAGCAUUUGUACAAUGCCCCUCCUGAGUUGCUGGACCAGGUUCGCUGGAAUCUGUUCAGCGUAAGCAGCAUGCCGGAAAGCCAAAAGAUCACGGAUCUGCUUAACAGCCGAACCAAACUGAAUUCCUAUUGCCGCCAGGAUAUUGAGGAAAAGUUCCGAAAGUCAGCUGGUGAAUAUGGAUCAGCAAUUCGCCCAACUUUUUAUUCUCUGGUUAUGGGCGAUCCCGAAAAACCCUAUUGGGCGCAGGAAUUCAAAUUGGAUGGCCUGGCCUGGAACUUUAUCCUCUGCACUCCAGACAAGCUCAAGUAUCCGCUACUAGUAGAUGCCUUGACUGACAUACUCUCCAUCACCGAUAUGUCUGUAUAUUCCAAAGAAAAGGAAAAAGAAGCAAGCAUGCACAAUUUGUGUGCAAUGCAGUACUGCUUUAGCAUUGCAUGGAAGCUAGUUUUGGGUCUGCCGCCCUCUACGUCUCACGUAGAGUCCCUGAAGGCCGAACGCUCUCCCAACCUGCAUUCUCUGAUCUGGAGUAUUCGCUGCCCACUGUCCAGUUCACACUACCUGGUGGUUAACAGUCUUAUCAAGCAGGGAAUGUAUACUCAGUACGCCGAGACGCUGUGGAAUCAAGUGGGCGAUAUAGCGGCCGAUAUGAAAUAUAGUCUGAAGCAAACCAUUCUUGGUGUGGAAUCGUUUAAUAGUCAGAUGAACGGAAACGCGGGCACUCCAAGGCUCUCCGAUCUCAUUCUCUUUGAUUCUUUGGUGGCCCAUAUGCAUGCGGUGGCUUGGGCGAACAAGGAAGGCUACAAGUGGCCCCGAAAGGAGAGCGAAGAUGCUUCCAGCGAUCAGUCCUCUACAGCGGGUACUUCUUUAACUAGCACGCCCAACGAUCCCGAACUGUAUUCUUCGAACGAGUCAAUCGAUGAGCAAAAGUCAAAACAUGAAGAGGAGGGAAAGCUGCCUAGUGAUCUGCAGAAACAUAACCAACUGGUAAACGAGCUUAUAGUUAAGCUUAUGAAUUCCUACCGCCUGCUUUCGGUCAUUGUACGUGGUCAGAUGCUGAAGCAAUUGUCAAGUUCGACACCGGAGCAAGCAUUGAAUCUGAUUGUUCCCAUUGUAAGCGAUAAGCCAGCGAUAAUGUUGGAACUUCAUGCGGCCUUUCUAAAACUCCUGCCCAAUGAGGAUAAACAACUGAUAGCAAACGAAUGGCCUAAGUGCCUAAUGGUCAAUGAUUCCGCAUUUGAUGGCAAGCAACAUCCAGUGGAGCCGUACACCUUGAACGUGAUAGAUGCUCAUAUAAUAGAGCUGACACGAGGAGCCAGUUACUCUACCCUGCACACUCUGAAGCACUGCUUAAAGUCAAUCCUUCAAUUGUUUGAACUUCUGCUCCCACAUUGCUCUGCCAACACUGAGGUGGAAGCCCAACUUAAGCUUCUGUUAAUCUCCUCAAUGCUGGACAUGCGAACUGAUUACUUGCAAGGCCAAAGCGAACAGUGCUUACGGGAGAUCCUCAGCGGUUUGACCUUAGAGGCCCAAAAACUGCUGCUUUUUGAGCACAUGAUUGGAUAUUGCUAUCGCAUGCUGAAAGAUUUUGCAACCGAGCUUAGGCAGCCACAAACUGUGGCGCAUGGCGGCGGAGCUCCUCUAGAUCAGGAUCGUGCCAUGUUUAAUGAGUCCAUGUUGUUUGCCGUGCUCAAAACCAUGAUCAAGAUGCUGGAAAAGCCCGUGGCGGUGCAAGCCAUGCGACAGUUUUUUAAGGAUCAGAAAUCUGGGAGUCUCACAACACUUCUGCUUUCAUUCACCGGCACCAGUCUGCCCGUCAGCUAUGCGCGCAAGAUGCUGCAGUUUGUUGAACGCCUUUUCCAGCAAUCCUUGCAACCAGAUUCCCAGUUUCAACAUGAGGAUCUGGUUGAGUGCUUUUCGGAGCUAGCCACUGUUGAUGUAGCUCGCUUAAAGCUCUGGUUGGCCCACAUUAUCUAUGGACCUAACGUAAGCACGGAAGUAAGCACCUCAGAGGCAUUGGACACCACCUGCCGGAUGCUCACCAGCAUUUUGCAACCAUCAAGCAGCUCUAGCAGCAAUGCUCAGACUCCAACUAAUAUGGCCACCGUUUCUGCUAUGCCGAGUAUCUCCGACCAGUUGGACCCCAUGGACAUUGACUACGACAGCGCAACUGCAGCGGGAGGCGGAGAAAGCGGCACAGGAGCAGGAGGAGCUGCGGCCAAUACCUCUCAGAUUCUGAGCUUGUGGCAAGCGGCACAACCAAAUCCGUCAGAAGACUCCUCGCAGGCUUGCGAUCACAGUGGAAGCGAACGAAAUGGAGCGCUUCUUUUGAGCUUUGUCAAGUCCUUGGUGAAAGAUCAGAGCAAAGCGGCACAGAUUGCUCCUCCAUUGUUCCAAGCUUUGCUGCAGCUGGGACAAACUUUAAUAUCCCCACCACAAGAUGGCUGCGAUUUUGCUGAUGUACUCCAGAUAAUGAUAACUCUGGCAGAUGCCAGCCCCGCACGAGGCCAUGUCGCCUUGUUUAAUACCACGCUUCUUUGGCUGGAACUGGCCAAGUUGCAACUACCGGACAAGCAUCUAAAACAUGCUGAGAAUGUUAGCGCCCAGCUGCGCUAUCUUAGCGAACUCCUGCAAAGUAUCGGCUACCGUGGUAGUCGGCAGCACAUCCCGCCGUGGGAUGAUGAGCUGCAGACGGAUAUUGAUGAUCUUUACGAUGAGCUAGCCGAGGAGGGCGAGCAGGACUCGCUGCUGGAUGACUCCGACGAGGACACUUUAAAUAACAAGCUGUGUACCUUCUCGCAGACGCAAAAGGAGUUCAUGAACCAACACUGGUACCACUGUCACACCUGCAACAUGAUUAACACAGUUGGCGUGUGCUCAGUGUGCGCGAGGGUUUGCCAUAAGGGACACGAUGUGAGUUACGCCAAGUACGGAAACUUCUUCUGUGACUGCGGAGCCAAGGAGGAUGGAUCCUGUCAGGCUUUGAGCAGGCGGCUUGGUAGUAGUGAGGUCAGAGAUUCAUCCGGAAUGGGUAGCUACCUACCGUCCCACAUGAGCUUACUGGCUGGAAAAAAGAGGAGCAGCCCACCGGUUACUCAGCCAGUACCUGCACGAAAGGAUUCCUUGACUAGCGAACGAAUCGCGGUGCUUAGCAAACUUUUGGAACCUUAUCGAGAAACUCUUCAGCACCAGGAUCAGUGGCUGUUGGUUGUUAGAUGUAUCCUGGAGUACUUUGACGUGUUGCUCCCAUCGAUAAAGGAAAACUGUACACUGUACUCCAUUGUCGGCUGCCAUAAGAGAGCAAGAGCGGCAUUGGAGCGACUUCACCAGCUCGAGCAGAGCUUCCAAGUGACGGAUCAACUUAUGUUUGCCACUUUGGGCUCACAAGAGGGUGCCUUCGAAAAUGUGCGGAUGAAUUACUCUGGCGAUCAGGGUCAGACCAUAAAGCACUUGAUAUCUUCUGGAGUGGUCCGCCGUGUUGCAUUCUGUUGCUUGUCCUCGCCACAUGGACGACGUCAGCAGUUGGCUGUGUCUCAUGAGAAGGGAAAAGUGACCAUCCUUCAACUCUCGGCACUGCUUAAGCAGGCUGACGCAUCCAAGAGAAAGUUAACUUUAACGCAACUGAGUUCAGCACCCAUUGCCUGUACGGUUCUCUCCCUGGCUGCCAAUCCCUGCAAUGAGGAUUGUCUGGCUGUUUGUGGCUUGAAGGAGUGUCAUGUGCUCACCUUUUCAAGCAGUGGCAGUACCAACGAACACAUUGUGGUGAGUCCCCAACUGGAAAACGGAAACUACAUAAAAAAAGCUGUGUGGCUACCCGGCUCACAGACUCUCUUGGCGAUUGUCACCUCUGAUUAUGUAAAGAUUUACGACUUGGCAGUGGAUACAUACAGCCCGAAGUACUAUUACCUAGUCGCCGUAGGCAAGAUUCGAGAUUGCACAUUUAUGUACCAGGAUGGCAACUACUAUAUGCUGAGCUUUGCCAGCAGUGGAUACAUUUACACUCAGCAGUUGGAUCAACAAAGCCUGGCGGUUCAUGGAGAUUUCUAUGUGACCAACACACUGGAGCUAAGUCACCAACAUAUCAAGGAUAUUAGUGGUCAAGUUGGUGGCGGUGGAGUGUCGAUCUAUUACUCCCAUACCCUUCAACUGCUCUUCUACAGUUACUCCUCCGGAAGAAGCUUCUUUUCACCACUCACCAAUGUUAAUGAUGGCGUGAGGGGAAUAUAUCACCUGGACACCAAUUCAGUCACCAAGUCUGCCUCAAAGGGUCCACUCCAGCCUUUGGUCCAGUGGACAGAGGUUACAGGUCAUCCAGGAUUGGUUUACGCCAGUAUGCAGACAUCGAAUAACCCUAUUAUUUUGAUGAUCACACCUGAACGGAUUUACCUGCAAGAAAUCAAGGCGCAGUCGGCCAAAUCCCGGAUUAUGGACGUAGUUGGCAUCCGUCAUGCGGUCGCCGGAAUAGAGAAAACCACGCUUCUGCUGCUUUGCGAGGACGGAAGCUUGAGGAUCUUCUCCGCACAACCAGAACACACUAGCUUUUGGCUCUCACCGCAAGUUCAGCCAUUUGGUAAUCAGCUGUACUCAUCCACCUUAAUGGCGAAGGUUGGAGUAAGUUCUACUCCAAAGUCCAAGACCAAUGCGGCAUCUGGAAAGUUGUCCAACAGGAAGGCAAGCCAACAGCAAAAACAACUUACGGCUGGAGGUCAGCCAGUGUUCCCAAUUGACUUUUUCGAACACUGCAACAUGCUGGCCGAUGUAGAGUUCGGAGGCAAUGAUCUGCUCCAGAUUUACAACAAACAGAAACUAAAGACACGUCUGUUCUCAACGGGAAUGUUUGUGGCCAGCACUCGGGCGAAUGGCUUUACCCUGGAGGUGAUCAACAAUGAUCCAAAUGUGGUCAUUGUGGGAAUACGAGUGUUGAUUGGAACUCAGGAUGUACAGCGUGCUCCUCUAUCGGUCAGCAUUUUGGGACGCACAAUUCCCACACCGGUAAGGAGGGCACGCUGGUUCGACAUCCCCCUGACCCGGGAGGAGAUGUUCCAAUCGGACAAGCUUUUAAAAGUCGUCUUCGCCAAAUCCCAGGAUCCGGAGCAUGUGACACUACUGGAUUGCAUCGAGGUCUAUGGAAAGUCAAAAGAGCUGGUGGGCUGGCCCGACGAAAGCGAGGAUGCCAAUGCACCUGGAUCGAGUGUGCCACAAGUAUCUUCUUCCCAAGCAAGUAGCGCCAACUUUGGAGAGGGCUUCAACUGCAUUACUCAGUUGGAUCGAAUGGUCAAUCACCUUUUGGAGGUAAUGGACUGUGCGCUGCACCUGUUGGGAUCUGGAGUGCCAACUCCCAUCCGACAAAAGGCAGUAAAGACAGCGAGUGCGCUUUUGUUGCUGCCCACGCCUAAUCCUGUACAGACGCAGGCCCGCUAUGUGCUGGCCACGCUUUACGGAACCAGGGCAACCUACCACAGCUACAAGGAUGGAGUGCUUUUACAGUUCGUUUAUGGAGAACUGCAGGCUAUGCAACCAAAGCUCGAGAAACUAGAAUCUCUACAGGAGAUCGAUCCUGAGGCGUUCUACCGCCUAAUUCUCCUCGUUCGUGGCAUUGCCAACGCACGUCCGCAAUCUCUAGCCAAGAUCUGCGCGGAGAACAACUACGACAUAGUACCAACCCUUAUGGGAUUUGUCUUGGAGUUGCACAAGGUUACGCCGGAGCUUGAUGAGCCCAUAAAUAUCGUGAAGAGGGGAUUGUGUCAGGCGGAGACAAUUGUUCACUGUCUCGUGGAGAUUAUGUACGGAUUUGCCUUAGCCGAUCCUGGUCAGGUUGGUCGCAUGACUAAAUACUUCAUCGAUCUGCUCAAGCAUGAUGCUAGUGUGAUUAGUCACAGCGCCAAGGAAGCAUUAAUCUUGUUGCUGAGUCCGAGAGUAAAGCGCAGAAAGGUGGCCAUAGUUACACCCCCGGCCUGUUCCACACCCACUCCUUCCACCUCCACCAUGCAGACUUUACAAGCAGUGGCUGCCUCGACUGCUAGUGAUAUCAUCGAGGAAGCAGCUGCCGUUGCUGUGGAUGCUGCAGUAGGAGGUGGUGGAUUACCCGACCCGAAUCCGGACGCGGAAGGAGGUGUAGUGGAAGUAGGAGCAGUGGGUCAGCAGCAAAUACUCAACCUGGAGGCCUUCAUGGGUGGCGGUUUCCCACGUUUACUUGGUCUUCCCGAAGAUGCGGACGAUGAAGCCAUCAUGGACAUUGCCAUCGCUUUAAGCCUGCAACAGCAUGGUGGAGAUGCGAACGCCCUGCAGUCCCUUCAACAAGGCUUGGCUAAUCUUCAGGGAAUCCGUCAAGCUGCAGCCAUGGCAGCGGCGUCGAACGCAGCGGCCAGUGUCUCCGCAGGUGGUUCGGAUGACGAUGAAGGUUCAAAUGUAGCAACCGAUGGAUCAACAUUGCGCACUUCCCCUGCAGAGCCUGCUGGAAGCGGGGGAUCAGAGAGUGGGGGCAGUGGAGUUGAGAGUAUUGGCGGUACAUCCGCCAGAAGCAGCAACUUCGGAGACCACGCGAAUGCUUCUCCUCCGCGUCAGGGUUCCGCUAAGGAUGAUCAAGAGCAACCAGGUCCUAGUGGGGUGGGUGGUUCUGGUGGUGUCGCUGGCUUCAGUGCCAUGAGCAGCAGUGAGGAUAACGAAAUCAACGAGGACGAUAAGCUCAGCAAGCUACAUGAUUUGAGGAUUGCUGUGCUAGAGAGUAUUAUCCAACACCUAGGCACCUUUGACCUGUGCAAUGGACUUCAGGCCAUACCUCUUAUACAGGUGAUUCUCAUGCUGACUACCGAUCUUAACGGCAACAAUGAUCGAGACCAGCAGGUGCUUCAAGAUCUGCUCAGUGCUUUGGUGGACUAUGUGGAAAUUGGCAAACGAGGAGCUGCAUCAAGGAUGGAAACGAAGUGUCCUGGCAAUGAGGUGCGCCUGGCAUUGCUUUCCCUUUUUGGAGUGAUGAUGGGCAAGACAAAGUCAAAGCAGACUGGAACCACAUCGCCCCCGCAUCAGUUCAAGGACAACAGUUCCUUUGUGGCUAGCACCACGGCUAAUGUUCUCAGCAAGAGUGGAGCAUUUGUUUACGCCUUAGAGGCACUGAACACGCUUCUGGUGCACUGGAAGAACGUGCUUGGAGAUCCCUAUGCAGCGGGUGGUGGCGUGGGAUCGUCGCAGUCUGCUCAGCCCAGUGGAGGAUCUUCAGGUCCUGGAGUUCAGUUACUGAAGCCGAUUAAGCAUGGCCCCAAGCCUGACAUAUCCAUACUGAUCCCACACAACUAUUUGAAGAACUACCCGGAUAUCUUUGAGUCAUACGAUGGUCUGCUUACUGAGAUUAUUGUGCGAUUGCCCUACCAGAUACUUCGCUUAAGUAGCGCACAUCCUGAUAACUACGACAGUGGAUUCUGCGAAGCCAUGACCUUUACGCUAUGUGAGUACAUGAUGCUUAACCUGAACACUCUGCUGCGACGGCAAGUUAGAAAGCUACUCAUGUACAUCUGCGGGAGCAAGGAAAAGUUCCGCAUGUAUCGCGACGGUCACUCCCUCGACGCUCAUUUCCGGGUUGUUAAAAGGGUGUGCAACAUUGUCAGCACCAAGACUGGCGCUCCCUACAACGCCAAUCCUCCUCUGCUCACCUACGACGCACUCGUGGAGUUGACAGAACACCUGCGUACUUGCCAGGAGAUCAGCCAGAUGCGUACGGGCAAUUGGCAGAAGUUCUGCGUCGUUCAUGAAGAUGCCUUAGCCAUGCUGAUGGAAAUCGCCUGUUACCAAUUGGAUGAUGGCGUGUCCCCCAUUAUUAUACAAUUGCUUCAGGCGGCUGUGUGCAACUUACCCGCUCCUAACGGAUCUAAGCAGGCACAACCGCAGCCAUCGACAUCAUCUUCUGGAAAGCUUCGAACCGAUCGGGAGAAGAGCGAGGACACAGACGCUUACUACUCCAAGUUUGAUCCUGCACAAUGUGGGACAUUUGUGCACCAGAUCUUCAGGUAUGCGUGUGAUGCCCUGAUCAUCCGGUUUGUGAGGAUCUUCCUGCUGGAAAAUAACAUAAGUCAGCUGAGAUGGCAGGCCCACUCAUUUAUGACCGGACUAUUUGAGCAUGCCAAUGAAAGGCAGCGGGAGAAACUGCUUAACAUAUUCUGGAACCUGUGGCCGCUGGUACCAACUUAUGGAAGGAGAACAGCGCAGUUUGUAGACCUACUGGGCUAUCUCACACUGAGCACCCGGAGUAUAACGGAGCGAUUGCCAGAGUUUGUCUCCCGGGCAGUGGAUGUUCUGCGGCAGCAAAAUGAACUGCUUUGCAAGCAUCCCAAUGCUCCAAUAUACACCACCCUUGAGUCCAUUCUUCAAGUAAAUGGCUACUACCUCGAAUCUGAGCCAUGUUUGGUGUGCAAUAAUCCAGAGGUACCGAUGGCCAACAUCAAAUUACCAUCAGUUAAGUCUGAUUCAAAGUACACCACGACCACUAUGAUUUACAAACUGGUGCAAUGUCACACUAUUUCGAAAUUAAUCGUGAGGAUUGCUGACUUAAAGCGAACAAAGAUGGUGAGGACCAUUAAUGUCUACUACAAUAACCGAAGCGUCCAGGCGGUAGUCGAGCUAAAGAAUCGGCCGGCACUGUGGCACAAAGCUCGCUCUGUAUCCCUGCAAUCCGCACAAACCGAAUUGAAGAUCGAUUUUCCGCUGCCGAUCACAGCGUGCAAUUUGAUGAUCGAAUUUGCAGAUUUCUUCGAAACUGUGAGUGGAUCCAGUGAGAAUCUUCAGUGCCCAAGAUGCAGUGCAGCAGUACCUGCAUAUCCAGGAGUCUGUGGCAAUUGCGGCGAGAACGUUUUCCAGUGCCACAAAUGUCGCGCUAUUAACUACGAUGAGAAGGAUCCUUUCCUGUGUCACUCGUGUGGCUUCUGCAAGUACGCCAAGUUCGAUUUCAGCAUGUACGCCCGCGUUUGCUGCGCUGUUGAUCCCAUCGAAUCGGCAGAGGAUCGGGUGAAAACCGUUUCUCUAAUACACAGCUCUCUGGAACGAGCGGAUAGAAUAUACCGUCAGUUGCUGACGAACAAGCAAAUGCUGGAGCUCCUUAUCCAGAAGGUGGCUGAGCACAGAAGCAGCGACCGCAUGGUGGAGGACAACAUGGCGAGCGUACACAGCACCUCACAGGUGAACAAGAUCAUCCAGCUGCUGGCCCAGAAAUACUGCGUGGAAUCACGCACGAGUUUCGAGGAGCUAAGCAAGAUCGUCCAGAAGGUCAAGGCAUGUCGCAGCGAGCUCGUGGCCUACGAUCGUCAACAGCAGGACCAGCCGCCAGUCAAUCCGGGCUCGACGUCCGAGAAUCCCACCACAAACCGCUGCUACGGUUGUGCCCUGGCUUCCACCGAGCAGUGUCUAACGCUUCUCCGAGCCAUGGCCUACAACUACGAUUGUCGCGUUGGAUUGUAUAGUCAGGGACUCGUAAGUGAACUAGCCGAGCACAAUUUGCGGCGGGGCACUCCGCAGAUUCAAGAAGAAGUCCGCAACCUUCUGGUUGUGCUGACCAAAGAUAACGCCGAGGCAUGCAUGCACUUACUUCAGCUGGUAACCACAAGGGUGAAGAAUGCGCUAAUGGGAUCAAUACCUCUGAUAAGUCUAGAAGCAGCUGUGCACCAGGAGAUGACACUGCUGGAAGUCCUUUUGGGACAGGACGAUGUCUGCUGGGAAUACAAGUUGAAGGUCAUCUUUGAGCUGUUUAUUAGCAACUGCAGGUUGCCUCACGGACCGGUGACUUCAGUGCUGCAUCCAUGCCUGCGCAUCAUGCAGAAUCUCAUCUGUCCGGUGCUGCCAAGCAGCAAGCCCAAUCAGAAGGUAGCCACUACGGAUCUGUGCAGUAUGAAGCUGCUUGAAGGCAACACAGUCGACUACAGAGCUUGGCUCAACUCAGAUCGCAAUCAUGAGUACGCUGCAUGGAGCAGCCGGAUGCCCAGCAAUAGUCAGGGCAAGCAUAAGAAUACCAAGGAGCAGAUUGGACCAGCCUCGGGAACAGGCGGAUCAGCUGCAACAGAAGCCGCUCCGAGGACUAGACGUGAGGUGCGGGUCGCCUUUCUAAGCGAAAAGUACGGAAAGCGCUGGAGGGAGCGGGUACUGGACAAGCAGCGAUUGAUUAAGCCUCUGGUUUUCAACGCUAAGUGGAUCCAACCGUUGCUAUUUAACGCAAACUCUAGAUUCGGCCGCCAGCUGGCGUGUUCCUUGCUAAGCAGCUUGAGCAGGACCAACGAUCGGAGGCAGCAAGCCCUGAACAUGCUUACGUCCUUUUUGAAGCAUGUGGGAGAAGCAGGCGAGGCCAGUGCAGAGUACUUAAUGCUGUAUAAGAGCAUGGCUACGGAGCAACCCUGGCUGCAGUAUUUAGUGCUAAAAGGAGUACUUAGCCAAAUCUCACAGCUUUUGGCUAUUGAAAUAGGCAAGGUGCAUCGCAUGGAGGAGCACUCGCUCUCCUCAGAUUUGUCCUUGGGCUAUGCUCUGCGGCAGUAUGUGGAGCUGUUGUGGUUACUCCUCGAGUGUCCAAACAUCCGCAGGACGUACAAGACCCGCAUGCUUGGUCCCGUUUUAGAAAGCUAUCUUGCCCUGCGAAGUUUAGUGGUGCAGCGAACGAGGCUUAUUGACGACGCCCAGGAGAAGUUGCUCGAGAUGCUAGAGGACAUGACCAGCGGUACCGAGGAGGAGACUCGUGCCUUCAUGGAAAUUCUCAUCGACACAGUGGAGAAGACGCGCAUGAAUGACAUCAAAACACCGGUGUUCAUCUUCGAGCGGUUAUAUUCCAUUAUACAUCCUGAGGAGCACGACGAAAGCGAGUUCUAUAUGACGUUGGAAAAGGAUCCUCAGCAAGAGGACUUUCUGCAGGGCCGCAUGCUGGGUAAUCCUUAUCCUUCCAGUGAAAUGGGGUUGGGACCACUAAUGCGGGAUGUCAAAAAUAAGAUCUGCACCGAUUGCGAACUAAUUGCUCUAUUGGAAGACGAUAACGGCAUGGAACUGCUGGUGAAUAACAAAAUUAUUAGUCUCGACUUGCCCGUUAAGGAUGUGUACAAAAAAGUUUGGUUAGCAGAAGGAGGGGAUCGAGAUGCCAUGAGGAUCGUUUACCGCAUGCGCGGUCUUCUGGGAGACGCCACCGAGGAGUUUGUGGAAACGCUGAACAAUAAAAGCCAGGAGCAGGUGGACACUGAACAGCUCUAUCGCAUGGCCAACGUACUGGCUGAUUGCAACGGGCUCCGCGUAAUGUUGGACAGAAUUGGAAGUCUGCAGCGCAUCUCGCGCAACCGAGAGCUUAUCCAGGUGCUGCUUAAGCUGUUCUUGAUUUGCGUGAAAGUGCGCCGUUGCCAAGAAGUGCUCUGUCAGCCCGAAAUUGGGGCUAUCAACACGUUGCUGAAGGUGCUGCAAAUGUGUCUACAGUCGGAGAACGAUUCGAUUCAGUCUGCGGUCACCGAGCAGUUACUAGAGAUCAUGGAGACCAUUCUCUCGAAAGCAGCCAGCGAUACUUUAGAUUCGUUCCUGCAGUUUUCGCUGACAUUUGGUGGACCGGAGUAUGUAAGUGCCUUGAUAUCGUGCACUGACUGUCCGAACGUUAGAAACAAUCCAUCGGUGCUGCGCCAUCUUAUACGUGUUUUGGCUGCGUUGGUCUACGGCAAUGAAGUAAAAAUGGCUCUUCUUUGCGAGCAUUUUAAGGACACUUUGAGCUUUAAACGUUUUGACAACGAGCGCACACCCGAAGAAGAGUUUAAACUGGAACUCUUUUGCGUUCUGACUAACCAAAUCGAGCACAACUGCAUUGGUGGAACUCUUAAGGAUUACAUAGUUAGUCUGGGCAUCGUGGAGCGAUCGCUAGCUUACAUCACCGAGCAUGCACCUUGUGUCAAACCCACUCUCUUGCGAACCGACUCUGAUGAGCUUAAAGAGUUCAUCUCGCGGCCGAGCUUAAAGUACAUACUUCGCUUCCUCACCGGACUCUCAAAUCAUCAUGAGGCCACCCAGGUCGCCAUCAGCAAGGACAUUAUACCCAUUAUUCACCGCCUGGAGCAAGUAUCCAGUGAUGAGCACGUGGGCAGUCUGGCGGAAAACCUUUUGGAAGCGCUUUCCACAGAUUCGGCGACAGCAGCGAGGGUGCAACAAGUGCGGGAUUUCACACGGGCAGAGAAGAAGCGGCUGGCUAUGGCCACGCGAGAAAAACAACUUGACGCUUUGGGAAUGCGCACGAAUGAGAAGGGCCAGGUGACUGCCAAGGGUUCGAUCCUUCAGAAGAUCGAAAAACUGAGAGACGAAACGGGCCUGACGUGCUUCAUCUGUCGCGAGGGCUACGCCUGCCAGCCAGACAAGGUGUUGGGCAUCUACACGUUCACUAAGCGCUGCAAUGUCGAGGAAUUCGAGCUCAAGUCGAGGAAGACAAUCGGAUAUACAACAGUAACCCACUUCAAUGUGGUUCAUGUAGACUGCCACACAUCAGCCAUAAGAUUGACGCGAGGAAGAGAUGAAUGGGAGCGGGCUAGUUUGCAGAAUGCUAACACCAGAUGUAAUGGGUUGCUGCCUCUUUGGGGUCCCGCCGUUGCAGAGGUGGCCUUCUCCGCCUGCAUGACUCGCCACAGCAGCUAUAUGCAGGAGAGCACCCAGCGCUGUGAUAUAUCCUAUACAAACAGCGUGCAUGACUUGAAGCUUCUGUUGGUGCGAUUUGCCUGGGAACGCAGUUUCCACGACGACGCCGGCGGGGGCGGUCCGCAGUCAAACAUGCACUUUGUACCCUACCUGCUCUUUUACUCCGUCUAUCUACUGCUUUCCUCCCGAUCUGCCGCCAGGGACAGCAAGACUCUGCUUACAUAUUUACAGGCAGCACCCAGCGAAAAGUGGUUGGAAUGCGGUUACGAGGUGGAUGGUCCGCUAUAUAUGGCAACCAUUUCACUCUCACUGCAUAGUCGAGAGAUGUGGAAUAAGCAUAAGUUGGCGCAUCUGAAGAGGAUGCUAGCAGUGGCCCAGGCCCGGCACAUCUCGCCCUCGGUGUUGUGCAAGGCGUUGUUGGCACCUGCGGAUCGGCAGUCGAAGGAGUACAGUGUGUACAAACCCUUCCUUAUGAUGUGGGCGUUGGUAGACUUGAUCUACAACAAUCUGUUCAAGACUGUAAACACGCCUAAGGAGGAGGAUUGGCCGAUUUCCCUGUUCGAUUACCUUCGAAAGAACGAUGAGGCUUUGCUGAAAUCCACGGAUAGUAUCCUGCAGACCUUAACGGAUGAAUUCCUGCCGUGCACUUCCUUUGGAGAGUUCUGCGAUGUAGCAGGUCUUCUGCAUCUCAUCGAGCAGCCAGACAGCUUUAUCGAAGAAAUCCUCGCAGCCCUGCCUUCUACCACAAGCUCUAGUUAAAAUACAAUCGUUGAUUCAACCAACUAAACCGUAGAAUUCGAAGCAAUGGCUUGCUUAUAUAUAAACAUACAGCAUAAAUAUAUAUUUAUCACAUUAAAAUAUUUAAUCAAUAAAUUUUUCGUUUGCACAAUGAAUUUAAAUAGCA
Molecule: messenger RNA, 16177 nt
Organism: Drosophila subpulchrella
Lineage: Eukaryota; Metazoa; Arthropoda; Insecta; Diptera; Drosophilidae
Gene: poe
Product: protein purity of essence
Exons: 13
Coding region: 46-16032 (5328 amino acids)
Molecular function (GO): protein binding; zinc ion binding
Source: RefSeq, a predicted model, not a curated record